AUGUCCGAUCGACUGAAAAGCACCAACAAGGUGUCUAAUGAGGAAGUUAUAGAAGAUUUAACAAAAGACUUGGAGUUAUCUUUGAACACAGAGGAACCAACACCAGAGUAUGUGGUAAAUCCGGGUUCUAGCCUGGAGGACUUUUUACCAUCAGCUGGAGACGCACGAACAAAGUCAGAAAUUCCCUCCACAGAAGAUGAUUUUGACAAAGAAGACAAAACAUAUUAUGAUGAUAAUGAUAAGGCAGAAAGUGAUAAAGAGGAGAGUGACUCAGAUUCCAUUAAUGAGGAGUCCCUGAAAGAUGCUGAAAUGGACCUCACAGAUGACCAGAAAGCAGAGAGGAGGCUAAAAGCAGAGGAACUGAAAACAGAAGGGAAUGAAGCUUUUAAAAUUGGGGAAUAUGAAAGGAGUAUGGAGAAAUACACUGAGGGUCUCAGGAUUUGUCCCCUGCAGUUCCCUCAACAAAGGUCCGUGCUGUACUGCAACCGGAGUGCGGCUAAAAUGAAGCUGGAGAAGUACAAGCGUGCAAUCAAGGACUGCAGUAAAGCCAUUGAACUUGACGAUAAAUAUGUCAAAGCUUAUUAUAGGCGGGCACAGUCGUACGAAGCGACGGAGAAACUGGACGAAUGCCUGGCGGACUUCAAGAAAAUUCUAGAACUGGAUCCUACGCACAAAGAGGCUCAGGCGGCGGUGAUCCGUCUACCUCCCCUCAUAGAAGAGAAGAACGAGAAAUUGAAGAAGGAGAUGCUUGGCAAGCUAAAGGACCUUGGCAAUAUGAUAUUGAAACCCUUCGGUCUCUCCACGGAAAACUUCCAAUUGGAACAGGACCCCAACACCCAAGGCUACAAAAUCAAUUUUAAGCAG
Molecule: messenger RNA, 864 nt
Organism: Iphiclides podalirius (scarce swallowtail)
Lineage: Eukaryota; Metazoa; Arthropoda; Insecta; Lepidoptera; Papilionidae
Source: the annotation of a GenBank genome assembly